Poecilia reticulata (guppy) is the source of this 3601-nucleotide messenger RNA. Lineage: Eukaryota; Metazoa; Chordata; Actinopteri; Cyprinodontiformes; Poeciliidae. The record is from RefSeq and is a predicted model, not a curated record.
GGAAGUAAACAAAAAAAGCAUUCUCGUUAACGGAUCGCAUGAAAAUAUGAUGCAUCUUUAAUUAAACAACAAUGUCUUCAGUUGAGUGUUUGAGGCAGUUCGUAAACGAGCGAUUGACGGCCGCGGCUCAGGAGAUCUUAUGCGUGUUUGAAAAAACUAUCUCCGACUACGAAGAAGAGAUCAGCCGUCAGCGCAGGCUGCUCACCAUCGCCUGGAAACCUGAAGUUAAGUUGCACAAAACAGAGCUUUCACAAGAUUUCAUUAACGUGGAGGACAUUCCAACGGAGCUGCAGGUCAAGACAAGACAGGACAGGAAGUCUAUAUUGAAAAAAGAAGGCAGAGAGCAGAUUCCAGAGAGCCAUGAAGAAAUGCUCACCAGUCCCGAGGAAGGAGAAGUUGAGCUGAAAGAGGAAGUUGAAACUCUUUUUCCAAGUAUUACCUGUGAUGAAGGUGACAAUGUCGUCUUGUCAAAUCCUGUGGAUGAGGAGUCCACAGACACAGUAUCUGUUCAAGGAGUAACAGAACACAAUACUGAUGAUCAGCUUGUCUCUAGAUAUUCUCAAGAUGUGAGCAAAGGCCAGGAUGAAGGAAAUCAUAGUGGUUCUGUAAUAACCAGACGCAUGGGGACAAGACUGCAGAGGAGACAUCACAGAAUCGGUGAACCCAGUCCCAUCACGUUCAAGUCUCCUAUUUACACUCACAAGGGGAAAAUAUGCGAGUUUGUGUGUGAGUACUGUGGUAAGGCGUUUCCGUACAGAUCCAAGCUGAUGCGGCACCAGAUCAUCCACACGGGCGUGAAGCCGUACUGCUGCCACACCUGUGGUAAACGAUUCAACCAGACGUCGAUCCUGAAGGUCCACCAGCGGAUCCACACGGGCGAGAGGCCGUUCUCCUGUGACGUCUGCGGGAAGCGCUUCAACCAGAAGUCCAUCCUGAACGUUCAUAAGAAGAUCCACUCAGUCGAGAGGCCGUAUUGCUGCGAUUUCUGCGGCCGAAGGUUCAAGCAGAAAUCAAAACUGGAAUCUCAUGUCAUAUGGCACUCAGACAUACCACAGCCGCUUUUCUUUAAGGAGGAAAACUUUCUUUCUGACCAGCAGCUCUUUGACCAUGACCGUCACUCUGCGUUGGAGUUGGGGUUUCCAAAAGUCAAAGAGGAACAGGAAGACUUCUGCUUGGCCCAGAAGGAGCAGCUUGUGUUGAAGCAGGAGACGGACACGUUCAUGAUCACUGUUCCUCAUGAUGAAGGUCACGAUCACCUUCAUGUGGCCCAAACUCUCAACAGGAACUCGGCAGAGGCAGAGUCGGUCGAGAUCAUAUCGGAUGACAAUGGUGCGAAACAACCGGAGAAGACGCAUCCCAGAAUCUGCAACGCCUACAAUCCUAUCCUGUUCAAAACUUCAUGCAACUCUUUUGUCGAUAGGAAGUGUGAGUACAAAUGCAAUACGUGUGGGAAAGUGUUUCAGUUUAAGUCCAGACUGAUAAGACACUUCCGCAUCCACACGGGCGUGAGGCCGUUCUGCUGUCACAUCUGCGGCAAGAGGUUCAACCAGAAAUCCAUCCUGCAGGUCCAUCAGCGGAUCCACACGGGCGAGAGGCCUUUUUCCUGCGACAUCUGCGGGAAACGCUUCAACCAGAAAUCCAUACUGAACGUUCACAAGAGGAUCCACACGGGCGAGAGGCCGUUUUCCUGCCAAGUGUGCGGCAAGAGGUUCAACCAGAAGUCCAUACUGGACGGCCACGUCAGGACGCACACGGGCGAGAGGCCGUAUUCCUGCAAGACGUGCGGCAAAAGUUUCAAAAGUCAGUCCAGCCUGCUGGUUCACAUGAAGAUGCACACGGACAAGAAUUCCUACUCCUGUGACAUGUGGGAGAGAGUUCAGCCUUAAACACACACACACAGGUCAGCACGUAUAGCUUUAGCAAACCUGGAGGGAGCAUUUUGAUAUCAAGUAAAUAAGUAAAAAUAUAUAUAUAAGUAGAUAACUUUGCAUGUUGUAGAAAUCUUCCAUGUUGGUAGUAGAGCAGACGUUCGUUGUGAGCAUGCAUGUUCAGGGCAUUUGCUGCCUUCUCUCUGAUUUUUUAUUUAUAUUUUUGCUUGAUAAUCUGUGUAGGCCUGAAUCUUAAGUUCUUAAAUAUUGCAAAAAGAUAUUAUGUUACCACAUUAGCAUUGCUUGCAGUUUUCAGUCUGCUGCAAAGAAAGACUUGCUGCUUCUGCGAAGUAGAUACAUAAUUGCUACCCUGAUGAUAUAAAAUACUGCUUCUUAGUUCCAACUAAACUCAACGUUGUACGCUUUAGACAGAAAUAGACUGAGAUGUGGUUGCCGUGGUUACUAUUAUCAUAGGUAAGUGCGCUUAUUGUCUUGCUAUUUGUGUGUGCAUUUUAUUGUGUGUAAGCUAUAUUUAUACGGCAUAUAUGCAUAUUAUUCUUGUAUAAAAUAAGUAUAUUAAGGGAGGACGUGGUACAACGUCACAGUGCUGUUAUGUCUGAUUUGGGCCUGGUAUCUAACCUCAAACCGGUUCUUCAUGUCUUUGACCUUUUAGCACCUUUUUGGAACUAAUUGAACAGUAGUGAAACAUUCUUAUCUCUCGUUUUGGGUGAGGAGAUCUAGCCUUUCUGCAAAUCCGUCUUCAAAUGGAGAUGUAUCCCGUGACAAUAAGAUAAACAAUGUAUCCAGCGCUUUCCACAUUUGAUUUUUUUUUUCCAAUAGGAAUGAACUGGGACCAAGUGCUUGUCUAACAAAAGAGUAGGUUUAGUGUAAAUAUCUUUCAAGGUUUCCCUGCUUGUAUGAGUGGAUGUUUUCCUUGAUGUAUAUGUUCGUUUACUUUUUUUUUCAGCAUCUUGUUUCAAAUCCUUUUUUUAUUUAGAAGGCACAAAAUACACAAACUGACAUUAUGUCUUGUUUGUGAUAAGAUUUUGUUCUCAAAACAUGCAUAAAAUCAUAACAAUAUGAUAUUUGUAAGGACCUUUUUUUUAUUGUUUUAUAAGCAGGACACCUUUGUUUGUGACAUUCGAUUCAUGAGGGAAAGUGGAAUUACUAAUGUGGCAUUCCUGAGUUAAGGCAGCUUACAUGAAUAGUGCGUCAUGCAGCUUUGGAUGUGUCUUAUAAAGGUGUACGGACCUUGUGUCAAACAGACUGACGUGUCAAACAGCCGUGUGUUUGUUGAACUAAUGAAGGAGGUGGGACUUUUGUAAAGUGUUUAAGUGUAAGUUUUGUAAAUGUAAGAAGAACAAAGAAGAUGAAACAUUUAUAGUUCAAAAGUUUCAAAGUCGAAUAAAGGAAACUUACUGUGGUUAUCUGUGUCUAGAAAAACUGACAUAAUUUUAUGUCUGAUCAAAUUUCUUUUCAUAUAAACUUCAUGUUUAUUCAAAUGUGGAAGUCUUGAUGAGAUGUUUUUUUUUAAAUAUGUAGAUUCAGUAUUUGCACCAGCAAAUGUUUAUUUUAAUUAUUUUGUUUGCAGCUUUGGGUGCAGUUCUGCAUUUGAGUUUCAUUUGUCAUGCGUUGUCAUUCAGAUAAUUUUUUAAAUGAUAGCUUACUAUCAUUAGAUGUUACUACAAAGCAAAUGGACUAAAGUGUCUGAAUAAAACUUGAGGAUGAUUUGA